Aedes albopictus (Asian tiger mosquito) is the source of this 5580-nucleotide messenger RNA. It is a transcript of the gene bdg, whose product is annotated as sodium-dependent transporter bedraggled. Gene Ontology annotation, biological process: sodium ion transmembrane transport. The record is from RefSeq and is a predicted model, not a curated record. Gene Ontology annotation, cellular component: plasma membrane. The transcript is spliced from 9 exons. Lineage: Eukaryota; Metazoa; Arthropoda; Insecta; Diptera; Culicidae. The coding region runs from base 133 to 4956 and encodes 1607 amino acids.
CGGCUACCGAUGAGUGUAAAGAUGCGACCUGCCACAAUAACAGAGCUGUUAUUCUCCGCCAGGUGUCAAAAGUUGCACUUCCGCUGCUAAAACCUUCGCGCUCAUCAACGACGACGGCGACGACGACCACAGAUGACUACCGCUAAGGCGAUGGCAUCCAGCUGCGAAAACAUGACUUCAAUCGACGGCAAUGGUGGCGGCGGCCCCAGUGACCUGCGUCACUAUUGCACCCUUCGCAACAAUAGGGCCAAUUCGAACGGGGUCGCUAAUGGCCGCCAACCCGAGGACGACCGAAGGGCCGCCAGUCGAGAAUCCGACGCCGCCAGGAUUGGUCAGUUCUGUACGAUUCGGGGUUCCAAGGGAACGACGACUAUGGGCAAUACGGCGGGGGUUGGAGCGGAUCCAGGAGGGGCGAUCUAUUUCGGAGAGGGGGGCGAGGAUAGCCGGAGUGAGCAGAACCGGAAUCUACUGUACGAAGAAAACAUGUGCACGUUCGAGAAUUUCUGUGAAAAGAGCCUGGAGGAUCGUGGGGGAGAAGAAGGGGAGGCCGGUGGUGAAGGGAUUGGGAACUUCUGCACGCUUCGAAAGAAGCGAUCCGUUUCGCAGAAGGCGGUGGAUCAAGUGAAUGGUGGUACCAGUUAUGGGCCCAGCUGUGACGGGGAGUCCAGUGAUGUGCGUGAAACGUCCCUGGUGGAAGGGGAAGUAGCAAGCUAUUGUACCCUGAAGAAGAAAAAGUUAAAGUUGAAUCAGAAGUUUGUGGAAAAUUUCCUCGAAGAUCCAAAUGCCAAGCUGCACGACUAUCUGUCCGAGUUGGAUGCCUACUUGGACGAGAUUGAUGGGUUGGAUUCCGAGGGUCAGUUCUCCAGUGAUGACGAAGAAGAAGAAGUGCCCCGUGAAAAGGUGAAAGAAGAAAUCGUGCCGGAAAAUGAUCACGCAGAAGCAGUGCCGCCACCCGCGAUCAGUUACAUCGACGUCAAAAAUUUCUGCACCCUUCCCAAGAGGAAGCGAGUGCAGUUUCUGAAUGCAUUCCAAAGGGCGGGCCCUCUGAGGAGGACCUUUGCCGCCCCCGGUCCGAGCAGUCGCCGCAGUAGCAACAAAGAAAACAGCGGCAAUUUGGACCCCAUUCGGGGAGAAGUGAUCGCCGAGGCGGAUGAAUCAUCACCGGCGGGGACGGCCGAUCGUGACUCAGUAGGCGCUGCAAAAGAACCAUCCGACGAUUUCAUACGAGACAUCACAACUAACUCAGAACCUACCUCAACGGCAACCCUAGAUCGACGACCGCGGCGCAGCUCCACGUGGCAACGCAACUCCAUGCGCAAGACUCGACCCAUCACGCUGCCAGAUCAUAACGAAUCCUCACAGGAUGCCUCCUACAUCGACGACAGUAUUAAUGCAUCACUCAGCACUGUGUGCACCGACCUCGCCAGCCUGCCUCACCCGGAGUCCCAUCAGCAGGAAUCGCUUACCCUCGAGGAUCACAACGAACUCAGCUCCAUCACAACUCUGCCGGCGUCGGAACUGGAAGCGCUCCCACCCGACUCUCCCAUCACCUACGAAUCGUCCUACCAGCAGACUGAACCGCCACCUCCAACCCACCCGACGCCCAGUGCUCCCAUCACCGAGGAGGAUCUCAUUCCCUACCUGGUGUCGGCCUCCCUCUACGAGCGGGAUCCUCCGCUGGAAACGAACCUCGACAGCCCGACGCAAACAACCCGUCCGCGGCAAACCGGCCGGCGAUCCGAGGUGCGACCACGCGUGGUAUCGAUCACGGCCGAGAGGGACGCGACCACCAACCAGCUGAUCAUCCGAACCAGUACCAGUCCGCCUAGUCAGCGAACAACCAAUAGCAUGCCAGUUGCAGCGGCGACGGCGGUGGCAUCGUCAUCAUCGUCCUCGUCGUUCCAUCAACAGCAUCACAACUCACAUCACAGUCACCAUUCGUCGCACCAUCAUCACAAUCAUCGAUACGGCGGGAUGGGAUCGGAAACGAGUUCGAUUGGGUCGUCGCGGAACCCGAGUCCUGUGUCGCUGCUGUCGACGACCACGUUCAGCUCGAUCGCGUCCGGAAUGGGCACCGAAAGAUCCCACUCAAGGCCAGACGAUGACGACUCGCGGCAACGCACGGGUGACGUAACGAGUUUGGCCCUCGGAACGGAAUCGACGGUCACGGCGGCGACUGGUAAUGGCAAUGGGACCACCACCCGGAACGGCAACGGAUCGCUGCCUCACGCGACGGCAAUUGCCAUCGGGGAAGUGGAUUCCGACUCCUCGGAUGAUGACGAAUCGGUACCGGAAAUGGACCGGAACGGACGACCGAAACCAAAGUGGCCGCACAUGUUGUCCCGGGCGAUGGCCUGUAGCUUCUGCACGCUCGGCCUUUUCAACAUGUCCCGGUUCGCCAUUUUCAGUAUUCAUUUCGGGGCGAACUUUAUCGUUCAGUUUCUGAUCUUCUCGUUCCUGUUCGGGAUUCCGAUGCUGUGGUUGCAGAUGGUGCUCGGAUCGAGAGUUCGGGGCGGACCGGUGACCAUGUGGCGGAUCAGCCCGAUUUGUAAGGGCAUUGGGAUAGCGCUGAUUCUGGCGCAGGGCUUAAUCUCACUCUACUCGGCCAUUUCGCUCAGCUGGGUGCUAGUCUAUUUCCGGGAUUCGUUCGUGUCCCGAAGUGAGAAAUACCGGUGGCAGGAGAUAUUCGAGAUGUACCGAGGUCCAGGGAACCAAUCAUUCCGCCUUUCGGAUACUGUGGCAGACUACUUUAACGGGGUGGUUCUUCAGCGGUUUCAAUUGGGUCCAGGGGUUCGGGGUAUCAACGGAAUCGGUGCCGUACGGUUCCAGUUGGCCUUCAACCUGGCCAUAUUGUGGACAUUCGUGUUUGUGGUGUUGUGCAAGGGAAUCCGCUCGUUCGGGAAGAUCGUGAUCGGAUUGUUCUGCCUAGCUUUCAUCGGUCUCAUAGCGGUCACUUCCAAGUUCCUUUCGAUGGUAAACUACGACAGUAUCAAAAACGUCUUCCCAGCUACGGAUUGGGCGGACUUCUUUAUCAACUCCAAGAGUUGGAUGAGUGCAGCGCAAGAAACGUUCCUGACCUGGGGUCUCCUGGGGAUUUCGGUGUAUUCGAUCAGCUGCAGAACCAACCGGAAGGGAAGUGGCUCGAGGAGGACCAAACGAGAGCUGCGACGAGAUGCCCUGCUGGUGGCGGUUGUGACGCUUACCGGAUUGAUGCUGGCGGCCGCUUUUGGAAGUGCUUGCGUGCAGAUUUUGAACAGUCGAGGGUACUACUACUUUCCUGGAUCGUACGAAAACAUCGGAACGGACAUCUUCCUGCUUCCGGCGGACCAGCCACUUCCUCCCCAGCACGCCAACAUGCCCACCAAAUGGCUCAUCCGCUAUUCGAUGGUCCUGGGCGAAAGCUUCAAACGGCCGUACGCGAACCCGCACCAGGAAAGUGGCUACCAGGUGCUCCGUCUGGUGACGGAGCUGUUCCCCUCGACGCUGGCCGCGGCCACUCAGGAACACAUCGCCCCCAUAUGGAGCCUGAUUGGAUUCCUGACACUGUUGUUGUUUGGGCUGGGCCAGCUUUGCGCCAUGUGGAAACCGAUUGCCGGAGCGAUUGGCGAUUCACCGUCGUCGAUUGUGCUCAGCUGUGUGACCGGGCUGUUCAUGGGCAUCCCGCUGGCCACCGAGAGCGGUAUCACGAUCAUACACUAUCUGGACAUGGUGCUGGGUGGGGCGUGGUGGUUACUGCUGCUCUGGAUCGGACAUAUAUUGGCGAUAUUUUUGGUGCGGGGACGACCACUAACAAGUGACCUGCUGGUGAACGAUCUUCGCCUCGGACAAACGCUGUCCGCAUUCAUUGCGUUCGCGUGGAACUUCCUGCUGCCGAUCGGGAUGAUCUUCUUGUGCAUCAUGGAGUACAGGGUUUCCAACUCGAACUCGCUGUUCAACUGGAAGCACGGAGGAUACUGGCCGCUGUGGGCUCGCCAGAUCGGAGGGUUCAUCCAGGUCGCUUUCCUACUGUUGGUCCCGGUGGUUACGGUCGUGCAGAUCUACCGCUACCUGAGCAAGGGACCACCGGAUAUUCUGGAUCGAUUCGACCGUUUGCUGCGUCCUUCCAUGGGAUCGCAGGACGGAACGUCCAAUAUCGGCAAUAGCAGCCGGCUGCAGUAUACCCGACGACCGGCGCCGCCCCUUCCGGUGCGGACCAUCAAUUCCGGAUCGACUAUGAUUUCACUGGAAUCGAGACCGCCGCAGGACGAUGCACCGCCCAAGUACACGCCACCUCCGUCGUACACCACGGCCACCGGAGCCAGGAUCGCCAAAAUGUUGCGCAACAGCAUCCGGCGUAGCGUUCGAAGAAUCAUCGGCGAAUCCAGCGGCAACCGCCAGCGGGCUGCCAUUCCCGUGCAGAGUUCCGCCAAUCCGGCCGGAGGAGAUGAACUCCCUCCUCCGGACUACUCAACCAUUCUGACGAGCAUCGCGCUACAACCUGGCAACACUGUUUCCCUUCCGCCGACCGGACUCGAAAUGGGUCCUCGGGUCCUGUACAAUAGCGAAACCCUUAGCGGACGUCGUCGACACCGAUCGCUGACGAAUGCCAACGGCCCACAUCAACAGCAGAAUCUCACAGCCAACGAUGUCCUGCAGAUUCUUCGUCCGGUGACCAGCCAAUCUAAUCCGGCUGACGAUCCUUCACCACCAACCCCGCUGAACCGGACGCCUUCGUUCGCAGUGGCCGCGGCGGCAUCGUCCUCCGCCAUAGGGUACGGCAACGUUGACCUGGUGGUUCGGAACUCCCUCAACCGAAGACACUCAGCCGGCGGUUCGGUGGAGAACCUGGUUCUCGGAGCUGCCCCCAUUGGCGACUCCAGCAUUAUAACUCUGGCCGUUGAUGAUGACGACGACUGCGAUUACGGCCGGAAUGCCAACAAUGAACGACACCGGAUUGGUAAUGAUUCUGUGAUAUAAGAUAAACUUGAGGAAGAUUCCCCGAAAAACGCCUUAUGCGAGAUUCUUAGUUUUGUCGUGGUUUUGAACCAGCAUGUUUCGGUCUUCAUUAUCGCGAUAAAACUCUACUACUGCUACUAGAGUGCGCUCCAGAAUUUGUAUUGUACUACCUACUGCUAGGAGACCAGAAUACGCUUCAGGUAUUAUAACGUUAGAAGAACUUGAUCUAGUUGGCGUUGUUGCGCGGUCAAACACGUGGACGCGCGCAAUUUCUCCUAAACAAAAACACACACACACACACACAUCACCUUAUUUUUAACGUUUGACUACUCAGUUUAACUUAUUUGCAGGCACUAGGGAAUGAAACAAAAAGUCUUCGCUUCCACUUCACACGCGAAUUUGUAGAUUUAGAGAAUAGUCGUGAAACAAAAAACAUUAUUAGAUGCAUAUACCUAGAUAUUUAAGUUUAGUGUUAAGUUUUCUUUACGCGCAGCGGAAACCGUUGGGAUGAGAUUUAUUAACGAUGAAAUGAUGAUUGAUUAUAGAAACGUAAGCGAUGUAAUUUAAACUUGACCCCGUCCGGUAGGAUACCGAUUUUGUAAUAAUGAGCACAAACACACAAAUAACUGAUAGAAAGUGUACAAG